GAAAUCUAUUUCCUUUCGGCAUCCGCAGGUUUGCUCAGUUCAACGAAGCGGAGGUAUCUACAUUUACUCGUAGUUGGCUGUCCGGAGCGUAAACACUUGAAGCCGGUAUUUCUGAAAAAAACAUCGCUGUUAUCUUACCCGUUUCAAGCAGAGCGGGCUCCUCUCCGAAGUCGAGGCACGGCACGCGUUUCCCCGGACCCUCCCAUAUCUCUGAUAGUAAUGGCAGUUGGUGAAUUGCCUAUCCUUAUUGAUUUUCUGUGCACAUCAGAAAUUCCAUCCUCACCGAUAAAUACCACUUCAGUAUCGUGCUGUCUUCUAUGUCGUGUGGUGUGAGACUAGGUUGUCUUGUGCUUUUGCGGUGUAGCAAUCCUCGUCCGCCGAUGUUACGCGAACUAAUUCACCACUUCGUCCCGCUUUAGGAUUGACAGGAUGGAUCGCUAUUUCAGUGCUAACUGCAGGGAAGAGCUGCAGGGUCAUGUUAACUGCGCUAAGGUAUUUUUGGAGCAACACGUCAAGUUUGGCACCCCGUACUUGCCAGGGAGCGACGACGGCGCUGAUCCGUGUAGAACCACUCGCUCGCUUUACAUGAAAUGCAUGCAGGAAAGGAAAAUCCAUGGUCUCGACGGCGAUAAGGUUGCCCUCAGUCUUGCUCAGUUUUCGGGUCCACCCAAGCCGUGCGAGAUGGAGUUGUCCAUGCACGGGACAUGUGUUGCAAAUCAGCUGGAACGCACACAGAAGCUGGGCGAGAAGUACUGGACCCAGGGAGGCGAGGACAGAUGCUUAGUCACUCGAGCAAACUACGAGCAAUGCAUGUUUCGGUCACUGCGAGGAGAUAGUGACUCCGGAAAUUCCUCUUGGCAGUCGGCUGAGCUGGAGAAGAACAUCGGCCACCUCCAAGUCAAGCUGCCAAACAAGUGAUUAGUUGUCGCUUGCUGCAUAGUGGCACCACUUUGGGGGGCGAAAGCAACUUUGAUGUACAGGUUCAUGACAGAAACUAUUCCUGCCGAAGAGCGUGCAAAUGGGUGCCGAUGGCAUUGCUUCUCAAUUCUUUCUUUUAGGUCUUGUGACUCUAGUUGUCAGAUACUAGAGUGAGAAGCCGUAAACACCAAAGCAAAUCGAGAAGGUUUAUUUGCCAGAGAUGUUUUACUUUCAUCAUGCAUGUUCGGCGAGCCUGGUCAGCUUUUCAACAGUUGGGAGGCAGUUUCCGAGCAGUGGCGGUCGUAGCACAAGGAAUCUUUACAAUUCAGUAAACCAGAUUCUUGGUCCAUGCCAUAAGAACCUAGUCUAAUUCAUCUGGUUUUCAGAAGUACUUACAGGGUUACUGGCACCUCUUCACCUUCUGACAAUAUGCUACCAGCGCGUCCAUACUCCUAGUGACAAAUUGUCGAUAAGAGGUGCCGAAACGAUUAACCGGACAACUCAGCAUGCUGUGCACCUAAUUCCAUAUAAACCAGGCACUGCCUCU
Messenger RNA from Toxoplasma gondii ME49, 1465 nucleotides. RefSeq lists its product as hypothetical. The transcript is spliced from 4 exons. NCBI's taxonomy places the organism in Eukaryota, Apicomplexa, Conoidasida, Eucoccidiorida, Sarcocystidae. The record is from RefSeq and is a predicted model, not a curated record. The coding region runs from base 430 to 918 and encodes 162 amino acids.